CUGCAGUUUCCAGGCCGGCCCGCAGUGCCGGCACUCGGCGCAGUUGCCGCGGUGUGUGCCCAGGGGCGGCUGCCGGCAUGGAUGAGGAGGCCACGAGAGAUUUUAAUGAGCGCUGCGCCCAAUGUUCGGAAGUGAACUGGGGUCUCACUGACGGAGGCCGGUUUUAUUGCAGAUCUUGCCACAAUGUUACUGAGAGAACUAGAGAAGUUGUAAACACUGAUUUUCUUUGUAACACAAGAGUCCAGACAAUCUCCAAAGGUUUAAGAAAGAAGGAAAAAAAGGAUGGAGGGUAUGAAUGGUAUGUUUGUGAAGGCUUUCAGCUUGUACUCAAGAAACAAGCUGAAGCUUUAGAAGCGCUAGGAGUAUGCCCACAAAUGAAGGAUGAAAUUCUGUGCACUUUUUGGAGGUGUUACCUUCAGAAGAGCAAUCAGGCAUAUUGCAACAGACCAGCUGAGGGAACUGUCAAAGCAUUAUCAGUAUGCAACAGCAGUACUGAUGUGGACAGCGAACCAGAGAGAUCUAGCCUUCAGUUCUUGUCUGUCUCUGAAAGUGAGGGGGAUUUACUGACUGAUUGCAGCUUUGUCUCAUCGGCUGGCAAGAUCUCAGAAAGCACCUCUGUGUGCUCUGGAUCAGUAGAUGGUAGUUUGUAUUUAAUGAAGAACCAAAAGGAGAAACUGAGGAUGACGAUGCCAAUGACCCUUUCAUUUUGUUACAUGGCCUUACUCUGGUUGAGAGAACCAAUGACGUUAUCUGAUCUCUUAAGGUUUGUUGUGGAAGGUCAUAUUCCAUAUUUGAAUGUUUUUCAGCAUUUUCCGGAGAAGAUGAAAUUACACGGAGUUGAUCUUAAGAUCUUUUGUGUAGAGUCCUGGCCUGCAUAUGAAGAAGUAUACAACAAAAUGCUAGAGCUUGCAGCCUUCUUAGACCUACCUCGUUUUCCAGAUAUAACAGACAGCUGCUUUCUUCAUCCAGACAUGUUGUGCAUGAAGUACUUGAUGGAAGCUAAUUUACCUGAUGAAUUGCAUAAUUGGACUUGUCGAGUGGUGAAAAAGAUCUGUAUUGGAGAAGUGGAUUUCCUGACUCUUGUGCCUGGAAAUAAAUCAACAAGAAAAGUGAAAUACGAUGUUCUUGCUGCCGCAGUUAUUGUAGUUGUGCUCAAAUUACUGUUUUUAUUAGAUGAUAACUAUGAAUGGUUACUUUCAGACUUUGCUGAAGAAAGAAAUAAAAAUAACAAAGAAGGUAGUCCAUAUUUUGAGUUCAAAAAGUGGUACAAGGUGAUAAAAUGUUCCUUGGAUGUGAAGCAAAAGAAAUUAGAUGAAGAAAACGCAAAGCAUCUAUGGAGAUGUGAAAAGCCACUGUUUUAUUCAGCCGAGAAGAAAGCUAGAGUUCUUAAGAGAAGACAAAUGGUUGUGAAUCUACAAAAUCAGUUUGGCAAGCUGUCUGGUUCAGUGCAACCUGCUGAAAAGCCAAAUCCUUCAAGUUUUCAGUUAAGUUGGUCUGAAGAAAACACAGAUGGGAGCUGUUUUCACGGGCAUAGCCUGAAGGGAAUUUUGCAAGAAAAAUGUGGUGUACUUACAGCCAUGAACUCUGACUAUUGGCUGUGUACACUGAAACUAUGUACUGAGAAAUUGUGUGGUCAUCUGGCUCAUUACAGAGAAGUGGACUUCCCCCAGAGUUACCAUUUUGUACUAAAAUUAUUCUCCUUUCUUCUGAGGAUACAACCCUCUUAUAUCCACGAUGAGGUCUGUGCUAUAGAACAGAAACUUUUUAAUAAAAAAGUCUUUAAAAAGCCAAAAUAUAGUGCAGGUAUAAGGAAGUAAAAAGACUAAAAAUAACAGUAUUAAACCCUUGUAAAUUAGUUGGUUGGAUCCCAAGCCACGGUAUUACGUCUAAACCUACACUGAUCCUUUUGCCUGCAUGGAAGUUCUUUGUUAGGAUAGUAGCGCUGAGCUCUACUACUGUACUUAACUUGUAGUGUCAUUUUAUCUGUAUUUUAAGUCAUCGGUCUUCAGCUGGGAAAGUUACCAAGGUAACAGUUUAUCACAAUUUAUUUCCUCACUUUGCGUGAGCGCCAACAGGAAGCUAUGAAAUUUGCCAUUUUUUGGUAUAAUUGUAUAUACUUUUAAGUGUACUGGACAGCACAUUAAGAUCUAAUUACACUGUGAGACUUUGCAAUUAAAAUAUUAUCUAUUUUUUUACCUACUGUUGUAUGGCAGCAAAUAUAUUUUGAGAAAGUUAUGUUUACUUUGUUGUGAAAUAGUGUGUUAACAAGUACAAGGAGCAGUUGGUUGAUGUUUUCACUGCAGUGAGUUUUUUAGUCAUUGUUUCUAAACAGACUGUUCUGGAGCAACUCUGGCACUGUUUUCUAAAUUUGCUAGCAUCUUGUGUAUCUCCCAGUCUCCUUUUUAUGUCUGAGCCUCUCAUUCAAGUUAACACUUUUCAGGUCCAUGUUCCACUUCAGGCUUCACAGAUUUUGCAGCUAUAUUUUAUAUAUUUUAUACCUGGGACUGCCCAUCCUAUUUCUUGUGCAACGGUGACUGCCAGGUUUUCCUGCCAUUCUUCUUUUGCAAGGCUACUGUCAUUUGAAUUUCUUCUGACUGCUUUAUAAUCCAGCAUCUUCAGUAGCUUGUGCCUCAGCCAUUCUGCCAGUUUCUCAUGUUCAAUCUUAUUUAUGCACUGUGUUUUCAGCUAUCCCAGACAACGUGUAAAUGAAGUUGGGUGCUGCCACUACAUUAAAGACACCAUAACAUAUACAUAUGUUGAACAGAGAUGUUGAGUAGAUAGCCAGAUGAAUAAUGCUGCUUUCAGUUGAAUUAAAUAAAAUUCAGUGAUUCCGACCAUCAGUAUGGAGUACAGAAGUUGCCAAAUAUAUUUGAUCAAAGCCAAAAUCAACAGUUGUUUCUAAGCUUUAUUAUAAACAAGAAAAAAUGGUGUCUGCAGACAUAAAAGAGUAAUACCUUCCUUCCUGAGCAAGGGCUUCAGUGAGGUGUAAUCUGGGAAGGUAAUCAGUCCAACGAGUAGACUCUGAGUGUGAUGGAAGGGUUGUCUAAAAAUUUGAAACAGGUGAAUAAUAGGGGAGGAGAAAUGCUGCUAUACCUCUCUGGAGCAAAGUGAUAAAGUAGUGUUUCAAGCAUGGGUAGAGCAGAUAGGACUAUUAAAGGUAAAUUGUAAUAGUCAAUUGGAAAUACUGGCAAACCAGGAGGCUUCACUGGCUCAGCAGAGGCAGGAGAUAAUUAAGCAUGGUGUCCUGAUCUAAGGUGAUAAAAAAGACACACUUCAGGUGGGAGUUUUUACUUUUUCAGGUAUUUUAAGUAGUUAUGGUAGAACAGGUAUUGAGAGCAAUGGUCCUAUAGUGUGAUUGUAACAUGCAAAUGAGAAGGCAUAGUUUUAGCCAUACAGAGCUAAACUGUGCUUGAUGGGGGAAGAGGAAAGAGCAGACUGAGUUGUUAAGUGUUCUAUGUUUUCGAGAUUUCAUAAGUAGCUAUAGUUCAGUAUGUCUAAAUCUGAGGUAUCUAGCACAACAUGACAACAGACUUCGACGACGUGUCUUGAACUGAUGUUUACGUUAAUGGACUCGGAAUACAACAAUUUGAAUCUCAUCUUGUGUCUAGUGUUUGUGUUUUAAAAUUAGCUACCAUCUAUUAUAUUGACCUUACCUGAGUGAAUUACUAAAGUUUGUAAAUAUUUGGUAAAAUUAUUCAUUCUUGUUCUGGAUUAGUAUUUGUAUCAGUUAAAAAUCUACAAAAGUGUAAUACACAUUGUCACUGUUUUCAACAAUGCUUGCUUAAGCAA
This is a messenger RNA of Falco peregrinus (peregrine falcon), 3789 nucleotides long. It is a transcript of the gene TAF1B, whose product is annotated as TATA-box binding protein associated factor, RNA polymerase I subunit B. Gene Ontology annotation, biological process: RNA polymerase I preinitiation complex assembly; nucleolar large rRNA transcription by RNA polymerase I. Gene Ontology annotation, molecular function: RNA polymerase I core promoter sequence-specific DNA binding. The coding region runs from base 78 to 1817 and encodes 579 amino acids. Gene Ontology annotation, cellular component: RNA polymerase transcription factor SL1 complex; RNA polymerase I core factor complex. The transcript has 15 exons. NCBI's taxonomy places the organism in Eukaryota, Metazoa, Chordata, Aves, Falconiformes, Falconidae. The record is from RefSeq and is a predicted model, not a curated record.